AUUAUCGUUUCUUUAGUCAUAGUCAAUACAAAAAUAACAAACCCUUUCCCUUCUUUCCCGAAUCUUGAAUUAAACAACUCUUCCUUCCCCACUCAAUCAAAAAUACCCAAUUACCUUCUUCUUCUUCUUCUUCUUCUUCUUUAAAGGUAACAACCGUUCUUCUUUCUCUUUUAGUUUACACCUAUUCAUCCAUUCUCUAAACUUUCUUCUGUUUCAAAUUAGGGUUUUAUUAUUGCCUUUACUUACGGGAAAGAUGAGGAAUUAAGGCUUUCUGUCUACUUUUUUUCAUCUUUUCCAUCAAAAUAUUCUUCUUUUUUAAUUCUCAGUUUCAUUUCUAGCUCAAUUCUGAUUUAUUCUAUCAAAAUCUAUGUCUGUAUUAUUGUAACAUUGGUAGUAGUUAGGGUUUGAGGCUUUAGGUCAAAGCCUUAACUUUUUUAUUUUUUAUUGGAUUUUUUUAAUUCAAUUCAUCUCAAGUCAAAAAUGUCUUCUGCUGGUGUUACAACUCUUAGCCCUGUUUCAAGGGAGACAUUGUUGUUUCCAAAUGGAUUCUGUAAUCCACUCCACUUGUCUAUGGAUCACGACUUUAUUUUCGUGUAUCUUUCUUAUUCGGGGUCGUUGUCUCCGUUGCGUGUUUUACCCUCGGAUACGAUUGAAUCGGUGAAACUCAAAAUCCAAAGGAACGAGGGUGUUCCUUCGUUGACGAACAAACAGAAGUUGGUUUGUAAUGGUCGUGAGUUAUCGCGUAGUAAUUCAUUGCUUAAGGAUUAUGGGGUUACAGAAGGGAAUGUGUUGCAUUUGGUGAUAAGACUUACUGAUCUUCAGACUAUCAGUGUGAGAACUUGUUCUGGGAAGGAGUUUACCUUUCAGGUUGAGAGGUGUAGGGAUGUUGGGUAUGUUAAGCAACAGAUUGCGAAAAAGGAGAAACAGUUUGCUGAUCCUGAACAGCAGGAAGUUGUGUGUAAUGGUGAACUGCUUGAUGAUCAGAAGCUAAUUGAUGAUGUCUGUAGCAAAUAUAAUGAUGCAGUGUUACAUCUUUUUGUUAGAACGAAAUAUGCGGAUGUUGAGGCAGGACUGGAUGAGUUGUCCAUUGCAGCUAAGGAAUUGAAUGCUACAAAGAGUUAUGAUGCUAAUGAAACUUCUGAAAGGGAUUAUGUGAGGAAAUAUGAUGUUAGUAAAGAAGAUGCGAAGAGGGAGUAUGAAGCAAUUGAGCGAAUUAUAUCGAGAAAAGCUCUUGAUAGAGGUCUUCUUUUGGAGCCAGUUAUUGUUAACCCUAAAGUUGAAUUAGCUUCGGAUGUUUGGGAUAUGAUAAACUCUACAUGUGAUGGGCUAGAGAGUGGAAAUUCUCCAAUCAGAUCUGCAGAGGGCACAGGAGGGGCCUACUUUAUGCUAGAUUCUACAGGGCAAAAGUAUGUAUCUGUUUUUAAGCCUAUUGAUGAAGAACCAAUGGCUAUGAAUAACCCUAGAGGUUUACCUUUGUCAUCAGAUGGCGAGGGCUUAAAAAAGGGUACAAGAGUUGGCCAAGGAGCUUUCAGGGAAGUUGCUGCUUAUAUUUUGGACCAUCCAAUGAGUGGCCGUCGAUCAUUAUUUGGUGACGAGAAGGGUUUUUCUGGGGUUCCCCCGACUGUUAUGACAAAGUGCUUGCAUAAAGGAUUUAAUCAUCCAGGGGCUUUGACUGCUAAGAUCGGUUCCUUGCAAAUGUUUGUGGAGAACAAUGGAAGUUGUGAGGAUAUGGGACCUGGUGCUUUCCCUGUGAAGGAAGUGCAUAAAAUUACUGUGCUGGACAUAAGACUGGCUAAUGCAGAUCGGCAUGCUGGGAAUAUUUUGCUUGGCAGAGAGAAGGAAAAUGACCAGGCUGUUUUGAUUCCAAUUGAUCAUGGAUACUGCCUCCCCACUAGUUUUGAAGAUUGUACCUUUGAAUGGCUUUAUUGGCCUCAAGCUCGCCAGCCAUACUCCCAAGAGACCGUUGACUACAUAAUGUCCCUGGACGCUGAAGAAGAUAUUGCCCUUCUGAAGUUUCAUGGAUGGGAUCUGCCGCUCGAAUGCACCCGCACUCUCCGAAUCUCAACCAUGCUUCUGAAAAAAGGAGUGGAUAGAGGGAUGACCCCUUUUUCCAUUGGGAGCCUUAUGUGCCGCGAAUCCUUGCACAAGGAGUCUGUGAUUGAAGGAAUUGUAAAAGCAGCACUGGAUUCUGUUCUCCCAGGUACUAGUGAAGCUACUUUUAUGGAGUCUGUUUCCGACAUUAUGGACCAGCACCUUGAUGAGAUCACCAGCAGUUUUAAUUCUUAGUUGAAGUUGAAUUCUGCAUUAGAAUUUGGUAUGUGUAUGUGUACAUGUAUUCUAGUACAUAACUAUAGCUAAUGAUUGUUUUUUUUUCGUUGAACAUAUAAUGGGUAACGAUUCCCUAGGUCUUAACUCAUUCUUUCCUCAAAUUUACCUUAUAUUUACCUCUAUAUUAUGAAUCCAGUAAUGUUAAGAGGUAGCAUUUUCUGUUUGCACUUCAAA
Molecule: messenger RNA, 2502 nt
Organism: Cicer arietinum (chickpea)
Lineage: Eukaryota; Viridiplantae; Streptophyta; Magnoliopsida; Fabales; Fabaceae
Product: phosphatidylinositol 4-kinase gamma 4
Molecular function (GO): protein binding
Source: RefSeq, a predicted model, not a curated record